AUGAGUGAAGAAAAUUUAUCCGAAGUUGCUGAGUCUCAACACAAGCAGUUUGAAGUCACAGAUUACUCUAAAGAACAUGCUAAAUUACCAUCCAACUUCAUUGGUCUGAAUACCCUGGAUAAGGCAGAGGAAGGUAUAUUAAAAGAGUUUGUCAAGUCUCAUGGUGGUCACACCGUUAUUUCCAAAGUUUUAAUUGCAAACAAUGGUAUUGGUGCUGUCAAAGAAAUCAGAUCUGUUAGGAAGUGGGCUUAUGAUACAUUUGGUAACGAAAGAACUAUUGAAUUUGUUGCCAUGGCCACUCCGGAAGAUUUGGAAGCUAAUGCCGAAUAUAUUCGAAUGGCUGACCAAUAUGUCGAGGUCCCAGGUGGAACUAAUAACAACAAUUAUGCCAAUGUAGAUUUAAUUGUGGAAAUAGCGGAGAGAACCAAUGUUGAUGCAGUUUGGGCUGGUUGGGGUCAUGCGUCUGAGAACCCAUUAUUACCAGAAAAAUUGGCUGCUUCUAAAAGAAAAGUCAUCUUUAUUGGUCCUCCAGGAAAUGCUAUGAGAUCUCUAGGUGAUAAAAUUUCUUCCACAAUUGUUGCCCAACAUGCCAAGGUUCCAUGCAUUCCAUGGUCUGGUACUGGUGUUGAUCAAGUUGUUGUUGACAAAAAUAAUGGGUUGGUUUCUGUUGAAGAUUCUGUUUACCAAAAAGGUUGUUGUUCUUCUCCCGAAGAAGGUUUACUUGUUGCCAAAAAAAUUGGGUUCCCAAUUAUGGUUAAGGCAUCUGAAGGUGGUGGUGGUAAAGGUAUCAGAAAGGUUGAACGUGAAGAGGAUUUCUUGACGUUAUAUGAUCAAGCUGCCAAUGAAAUUCCUGGCUCUCCUAUUUUUAUUAUGAAACUGGCUGGGCAAGCCCGUCAUUUAGAAGUCCAAUUAUUGGCGGAUCAGUACGGCACCAACAUUUCUCUAUUUGGCCGUGACUGUUCGGUCCAAAGACGUCACCAAAAGAUUAUUGAAGAAGCACCUGUUACUAUUGCCAAACCAGAAACUUUUUCCAAGAUGGAAAAGGCUGCUGUUAGGUUAGGUAAGCUAGUCGGCUACGUUUCUGCUGGUACCGUUGAAUAUUUAUAUUCUCAUGAAGACGAUAAAUUUUACUUUUUGGAAUUGAACCCAAGAUUGCAAGUGGAACAUCCAACUACUGAAAUGGUUAGCGGUGUCAAUUUACCAGCGGCUCAAUUGCAAAUUGCUAUGGGUAUUCCAAUGCAUAGAAUCAGGGAUAUUAGGUUGUUCUAUGGUGUUGAUCCACGUACUGCAACCAAGAUUGAUUUUGAUUUCUCCUCGGAGGAAUCCUUAAAAACUCAAAGAAAACCAAUUCCAAAGGGUCAUUGUACCGCUUGUCGUAUUACCUCUGAAGAUCCAAAUGAAGGUUUCAAGCCAUCUGGUGGUUCAAUCUACGAAUUGAAUUUCCGUUCUUCAUCAAAUGUUUGGGGUUAUUUUUCUGUAGGUAAUAAUGGUGGUAUCCAUUCUUUUGCGGAUUCGCAGUUCGGUCAUAUUUUUGCCUUUGGUGAAAAUAGAGAAGCCUCUAGAAGACAUAUGGUUGUGGCUUUAAAAGAGUUAUCUAUAAGAGGUGAUUUCCGAACCACUGUUGAAUAUUUAAUCAAGUUGCUAGAAACUGAGGAUUUUGAAGAAAACACUAUUACUACUGGUUGGUUGGAUGAUUUAAUCAGCCAGAAAAUGAGUGCCGAAAAACCAGACUCUACUUUGGCUGUCAUUUGUGGGGCUGCAACAAAGGCCUAUAUUGUAUCUUCCAAGGCACAUGAAGAAUAUAUCAACAGCUUGAAAAGAGGUCAAGUUCCAAAUAAAUCAUUGUUGCAAACUAUGUACCCAAUUGAAUUUAUUCACGAAGACAAGAGAUUUAAGUUUACAGUUGCCCAAUCUGCAGAUGAACGUUAUACUUUGUUUAUUAACGGUUCCAAAUGUGAGGUUGGAGUUCGUAAGUUGUCUGAUGGUGGUUUAUUGAUUUCUGUUGGCGGUAAAUCACACACCAUUUAUUGGAAGGAGGAAGUUUCUGCUACUAGAUUGUCUAUUGACUCCAUGACUACUUUAUUGGAAGCUGAAAAUGACCCAACUCAAUUGCGUACUCCAUCGCCAGGUAAGUUGGUUAAAUAUUUGGUUGAAAGCGGUGAUCAUGUCAAUGCUGGCCAACCAUAUGCUGAAGUUGAAGUCAUGAAGAUGCAAAUGCCAUUAGUUUCCCAAGAAAGCGGUAUUGUUCAAUUGUUGAAACAGCCAGGUUCCACCGUUUCUGCAGGCGAUAUUUUAGGUAUUUUGAGUUUAGAUGAUCCUAGUAAGGUCAAACAUGCCUUGCCAUUUGAAGGAAUGUUACCAGAGUUGGGUGCUCCGAUCAUUGAAGGUACCAAACCAGCCUACAAGUUCAAGAGUUUAGUUACCACUUUAGAAAAUAUUUUGAAGGGUUAUGAUAAUCAGGUUAUCAUGAAUACCUCGUUACAAAAUUUGAUACAAGUCUUAAGAGACCCAAAAUUGCCUUAUAGUGAAUGGCGCCUGCAAGUUUCUGCUUUGCAUUCCAGAUUACCCAAAGAGCUGGACGAUAAAUUGACUGACUUGGUGAGCAGAUCUGAAAAACGUUCUGCUGAUUUUCCUGCCAAGCAACUUAACAAAUUGUUGGAACAUUCGAUCGAAGAACAUUCAGAGUCUAUUUUGUUUUCUGCCACUGUUGAACCACUAUUGGAUAUUACAAGACGUUAUUCGAACGGCUUGAAAGCUCAUGAGCACUCUGUUUUUGCAAAGUUUUUGGAGGAAUAUUAUGACGUUGAAAGCUUAUUCAGUGGGUCCAAUGUUCGUGAGGAAGAUGUUAUUUUAAAAUUACGUGAUGAGCAUACCGACGAUUUAAAUAAGGUUGUUUUGACCGUUUUAUCACACUCCAGAGUCUUUGCGAAAAACAAUUUGAUUUUGGCCAUUUUGAAACAUUACCAACCAUUAUGCAAAAUUUCUUCGGAUGUCGCUGCUGCUAUUUCCGAGCCUUUGAAGAAUAUUGUUCAAUUGGAGUCCAAGGCUACAGCUAAGGUUGCUCUACAAGCAAGAGAAAUUUUAAUUCAAGGUGCUUUGCCUUCUAUUUCUGAAAGAACUGCUCAAGUUGAACAUAUUUUGAAAAGCUCUGUUGUCAAGGCUUCAUAUGGAUCCAACGCUAGACGUUCUGAACCAGAUUUGAAUAUUUUAAAGGAUUUAAUUGAUUCCAAUUAUGUUGUUUUUGAUGUUCUGUCUCAAUUUCUUAAUGAUAACGAUGUGGAUAUUGCUUCUGCUGCUGCUGAUGUUUACAUUCGUCGUGCUUAUAGAGCGUACACAAUUGGUGAUGUGAAACAUCAUAAAGUCAGUGGUUCUCCUGUCGUUGAAUGGAAAUUCCAGUUGCCAAGUAACUCUUCAAUUUCUGUUCCUCAGAUGAAGAAUAAAUUGGGCUUAAACAGGGCCAUGUCGGUUUCUGAUUUGUCUUUUAUUUCCAACGAUGGAACCCAACCUUUAAGAACUGGUGUUUUAGUAGCUGCCAAACACUUGGAUGAUAUUGAUGAUUCUCUUUCCGAUGCUUUGUGUAUUAUUCCACAUCAAAAUAGUGCUUCGGGUCCAGCUCCAAAUAGAUCUUUUGGCCACUCAACGUUGAGCAAUGUUGCUAAUGUUUUCAUUUCUUCUACUGACGGUUUUGAAAACGACAAACAGGUUUUGAAGAGAUUAAGGGAAAUUUUGGAUAUGAACAAGAAGAGUUUGGUAAAUGCCUCUAUUCGUCGUAUUACUUUUAUUUUCACCUACAAUGAUGGUAGUUAUCCUAAGUUCUAUACCUUCCGUGGUCCUAAUUAUGAGGAAGAUGAAACCAUCCGUAACGUUGAACCUGCAUUAGCUUUCCAAUUGGAAUUAGGAAGAAUGUCCAACUUUAAUAUUAAGCAAAUUUUUACUGGUAAUAGAAAUAUCCAUGUUUACGAAGCCAUUGCAAAGAAUUCUCCUGUUGAUAAAAGAUUUUUCACCAGAGGUAUUAUUAGAACUGGUCGUAUUCGUGAUGACAUCAGUAUUCAAGAAUACUUAACAUCCGAAGCCAAUAGGUUGAUGUCUGAUAUUUUAGAUAACUUGGAAAUUAUCGACACCUCUAAUUCGGACUUGAACCAUAUUUUCAUUAAUUUUUCUUCUGUUUUCGAUAUUACUCCAGAAGAUGUUGAAGCUGCCUUUGGUGGGUUCUUGGAGAGAUUUGGUAAAAGAUUAUUGCGUUUACGUAUUGCUGCUGCUGAAAUACGUAUUAUUAUCAAGGAUCCAAAGACCGGGUCACCAGUUCCAUUGAGAGCUUUGAUCAAUAAUGUUUCUGGUUAUGUUGUUAAAACGGAAUUGUACACUGAAAUUAAGAACUCUGAAGGUGUUUGGGUUUUCAAGUCUUUAGAUAAACCGGGAUCCAUGCAUUUAAGGCCUAUUGCUACACCAUAUCCUGUUAAAGAAUGGUUGCAACCAAAACGUUAUAAGGCUCAUUUAAUGGGUACAACUUAUGUUUAUGAUUUCCCCGAGUUAUUCCGCCAAGCUCUUGUUUCUGAAUGGAAAAAGACUUCUCCAAUGACAAAAGUUACUGACUUGUUUUUCAUUUCAAACGAAUUGAUUGAAGAUGAGAAUGGUGAGUUGACCGAAGUGGAGCGUGAGGCUGGUGCCAAUACUAUUGGUAUGGUUGCUUUCAAGAUUACAGCCAGAACUCCAGAAUAUUCUCGUGGUCGUCAAUUUGUUGUUAUUGCAAAUGAUAUUACUUUUAAGAUUGGUUCUUUUGGUCCAAAGGAGGACGAAUUUUUCAACAAGGCCACCAAAUAUGCUAGAAAGUUGGGUAUUCCAAGAAUCUACUUAUCUGCAAACUCUGGUGCUAGAAUCGGUAUUGCUGAUGAAUUGAUUCCAUAUUACCAAGUCGCCUGGAAGGAUGCCUCUGAUCCAGCCAAGGGAUUCGAAUAUUUGUACAUGACGGCUGAUGGUCUAGCUCAGUUGAAGAAAGACGGUAAAGAAAACAGUGUUCUUACUGAACGUGUUGUUGAAAAUGGUGAAGAGAGAUUUGUUAUUAAGACUAUUAUUGGUUCUGAGGAUGGUUUAGGUGUUGAAUGUUUAAGAGGCUCUGGGUUGAUUGCUGGUGCCACUUCUAGAGCAUACAAGGACAUUUUCACCAUUACCUUAGUUUCUUGUAGAUCCGUUGGUAUUGGUGCCUAUUUAGUUAGAUUAGGUGAAAGAGCUAUUCAAGUUGAAGGACAACCGAUUAUUUUAACUGGUGCACCAGCUAUUAACAAGUUGUUGGGAAGAGAAGUUUACUCUUCUAACUUGCAAUUGGGUGGUACUCAAAUUAUGUACAACAACGGUGUUUCUCACUUAACUGCCAAGGAUGAUUUAGAUGGUGUUUCUAAGAUCAUAGAAUGGCUAUCCUACAUUCCAGCCAAACGUGAUAUGCCGGUUCCUAUUUUAGAAUCUGAAGAUACUUGGGAUAGAGAUGUUGAUUUUGCUCCAGAACCUAAGAAGGCUUACGACGUUAGAUGGAUGAUUGAAGGUAAACAAGAUGAAGAUGGUUUUGAAUAUGGUUUGUUUGAUAAGGGCUCCUUCAAGGAAACCUUAUCUGGUUGGGCCAAGGGUGUUGUUGUUGGAAGAGCUCGUUUGGGUGGUAUUCCAAUGGGUGUUAUUUGUGUUGAGACUAGAACUGUUGAAAACUUGAUUCCAGCGGACCCUGCUAAUCCUGAUUCUACUGAGAUGUUGGUUCAAGAGGCUGGACAAGUUUGGUAUCCAAAUUCUGCAUUUAAGACUGCUCAAGCCAUUAAUGAUUUCAACCAUGGUGAACAAUUGCCUUUGAUGAUCUUGGCUAAUUGGAGAGGUUUCUCUGGUGGCCAACGUGAUAUGUACAAUGAGGUUUUGAAAUAUGGUUCUUUUAUUGUUGAUGCAUUAGUUGCCUACAAACAACCUGUCUUUGUCUAUAUUCCACCAACCGGUGAAUUGAGAGGUGGUUCUUGGGUUGUUGUAGAUCCAACCAUUAAUCCUGACCACAUGGAAAUGUAUGCAGAUGUUGAUUCCAGAGCUGGUGUUUUGGAACCCGAGGGUAUGGUGGGUAUCAAAUACCGUAGAGAAAAGUUGUUGAAUACUAUGUACAGAUUGGACGACAAAUAUAAAGAAUUGAAGGAUAAGUUGGCCGACAGCUCCUUGAAUGCUGAGGAACAUAAAACUAUUUCCACAGCUUUGGCUCAACGUGAAAAAUGGUUGUUACCAAUUUAUCAUCAAAUUACUGUUCAAUUUGCUGAUUUGCAUGAUAGAUCUGACCGUAUGCUGGCUAAACAUGUUAUUAGAGAAGCCUUGAAAUGGACUAAUGCUCGUCGUUACUUUUUCUGGAGGUUGAGAAGAAAGUUGAACGAAGAAUAUUUGUGCAGAAGAUUACAAUCUGAACUACCAUCAGCUUCCAGGUUAGAGUUGCUUGCCAGAAUCAGAUCAUGGUAUCCAGCUUCUGUUAAUCAACAAGAUGAUAGACAAGUUACGAAUUGGGUAGAAGAGAAUUACCAGUUGUUAGACGAAAAAUUAAAAUCUAUCAAGGUUGAAGCUAUUGCUCAAAAUCUAGCCAAGUCCUUGAGAAGUGAUCAUGAUAAUGCUAUUGUUGGAUUAUCUGAAGUUUUGAAACUAUUAUCUGCUUCUGAUAAGGAAAAGAUUUUAAAGAAUUUGAAAUAA
This is a messenger RNA of Saccharomycodes ludwigii, 6693 nucleotides long. RefSeq names its product acetyl-CoA carboxylase ACC1 (gene ACC1). The transcript has a single exon. Lineage: Eukaryota; Fungi; Ascomycota; Saccharomycetes; Saccharomycodales; Saccharomycodaceae. The record is from RefSeq and is a predicted model, not a curated record. Bases 1 to 6693 code for a protein of 2230 amino acids. Gene Ontology annotation, molecular function: ATP binding; acetyl-CoA carboxylase activity; metal ion binding. Gene Ontology annotation, biological process: fatty acid biosynthetic process.